AUGGCUCUUAUAAUUCCUGGUGUUAAAUGUGCUAGAAGGAGACGGAUCCAUCAAAGCGGAGGGUCAUCUGAUUCACCAAGCCAGACAGCACUUGGCUUCACAAGAAAAUCGUACUUUUGUUUGUAUACAAGCAAUAAUGGAACUCAUCAGAGCUUUGUUUCUUCACAGCAAAGGAGCAUGUUCAUUCGGGCCUCUGAAGAUGAGAAGCUAGGAGGGGUAGCAGGAGAAGCUAAGGAAAGAUUAGAUGAGAGGCUGAGAUCACAUGCCAAAUCAGAACCCAAAAGGCAAAAUAGCAAAGAAAGUUUGAAGUGCUUGGAUGGGAAAUGUUUGAUUCAAACGGAGUUGCAUGCAGAAAUGCUUGGGCCAAAGAAGAGUGGUCAGAAGUGGUUCAGUUGGGCCAACUUGAGUUCGAAGGCCUCGGAUCAGGAGGAGUGCGCCAUUUGUCCAGAACGGUUCAAGGCUUCGUUCCCCAUGAGCGCAUCGGUUUCAUUCAAGGGGCCUGCCUGCUGCCAUGGCUAG
This is a messenger RNA of Durio zibethinus, 519 nucleotides long. NCBI's taxonomy places the organism in Eukaryota, Viridiplantae, Streptophyta, Magnoliopsida, Malvales, Malvaceae. The record is from RefSeq and is a predicted model, not a curated record.